UGUGUGUGUGUGCGUGCGUGUGUGUGUGUGUGUAUGUGCAGGAAGAGGAGGAUCUUUGUUGGACAGAAACUCUGAUCAGGACUCAGACAGAAUUCAGCUGCAGAAUUCAGGUGGACUCCUGAGGAGAUGGAAGUGACAUCACACUGCAGUGCCUCAGAUGUCACUGAAGUCAACAAGGACCCCGACCAAUCAGAAUGCAUCAUCAGCCAGCCAACAGCCAAUGGGAUGCUCACAUAUCACGGUACAGAAGAGUUUCCGCCCCCUCUCUCUCAUAGGCUGGAGGAUGACAGCAGUGACGACUCUUUGACAGACAGCUCCUACACCAAUGACAUCUCCCGACUUCUGCCUGCCCCGCCCACCUUUGCACUCCGCAAACAGAGAGGUGUGGACGGAUCAUCAGUGUCUCCUAUCUGCACCCCUCCAACUUCAUCCACCUGUAGUAGACACCAUGAUGACAGCACCAAUCAGAAGCAGCUAUCUUCUACUAAAAGCCACGCCUCAUUUAAGACCGACGCCGCCCACAUUAAGGAGGUCGCUGGAGAUGACUGCUGUGCCCACUGCCUCCUGGCCUGUCUGUUCUGUGAGCUGCUGUCCAUGUGCUCGGCGGUGGGGGAGUGUCUGUCGUGUGGAGUGGGUGGAAUCAGCUGCUGCGAUGCUGCCAUUGGCUGCUGCUGCUGCGUGGAGGUGGCGGGGGAGGCGGCAUGCACGGAGGAGGCGUGUCAGGCCGUGUUGGAUUGUGGGAUAUUGGAGGACUGCUGCGGUUCGUCGGACUGCCUGGAGAUCUGCCUGGAGUGCUGCUCCAUCUGCUUCCCCUCAUAGCAGCCAAUCAGAGGAGGACCACGGCGUGAUGUCACAACAGAGAGGAUACUGGGAGGAUGCUGCAGGAACGAGGCAGUGGAACCACCUGGGGAGGGAGUUCUGGACUGCAGAGUUUGUAGAGUCAUUGUUGUACCUUUAAAUGUGGAUUGAAUCUUAAAGCAGUUUAAACACUAACACCUCUAAAACCUGUUGACUUUAGCAGAUCCAAUCAGAUUUAAACACUAAAACCUGUUGACUUUAGAAGAUCCAAUCAGAGCAGAUCAAUGGUUUACUGAUCACAUUUAAUCCUCAUGCCGGUCCAGGUGGACGGACUGCACACCUCUCCAGGUAUAUAGGUGUUGGUUCAGGAUUAUAGUUUGUUCCUCUGUCUCUACACCUGUCCCUGUCUGUGAUUGGUCGUCUGCUGCCAGCUCCGCCCCUCUCUAGUUACUAACCAGUUACUAACCAGCUUCAUGUGAAUCCAGAGAACCAGAGACAUCCUGGAUCUGUAGAACCUGCAGACCUCAGGUUCUGGUUCAGGUUCUGGUUCUGAAAAUGAUUUUUUGUUCAAUGAUCCACCAGAACAUUAAAAGUGAAAAAACCCAGUGUUUUUCAUUCUUGGUGCCAAAUGCAACGUUCAGGAAGCAGAAGAAAAAUACCUUUAAACCUCUGAUGGAAUGUUAAAGUCAGAGAACGUCAGCUGAUCAAUAAAGUGACAGAAAAAUCAAUCUUCUGUCAGUUUGAAUCCCAGCUGAAGGGAUUUAGGGAAACAUGUUUUACAGUUUUCUGAUAAUAAAAGUUGUUUGAAUGA
Molecule: messenger RNA, 1609 nt
Organism: Amphiprion ocellaris (clown anemonefish)
Lineage: Eukaryota; Metazoa; Chordata; Actinopteri; Pomacentridae
Exons: 5
Coding region: 127-819 (230 amino acids)
Source: RefSeq, a predicted model, not a curated record